CCCGGCCAAGCCUCUCGGAGUCUCGGUGCCCAGUUGAUCCGAUCCGAAGGCUACUCUGACUUCUCGCGAGUCGCAGGUUGCGCGCAGUCCUUUGAAACUUGAGCAGAACGAGGGCGGUUGCCUAGGCCCUGCAUGGGAGCUGCCCGCCCUGGUGCCGCAAAGAAUGGUCGUCAUUAGCAGACGUUGACAGAGGCGUUGGACAAGCGGAGGACACGACGUGGGGCCACAAGAUGCUGCUUUGAUGGGGUGAAGAACAGCGGAGCGAUGGCGAUUCCGGUAGCCAAUCCAAAAACAACGCUUUAUAUUGGCGGGCUGGACGAGGCGGUUACGGAGGGCAUCCUGCACGCGGCGUUCAUUCCGUUCGGGGACAUCAAGGACAUCAACACGCCCCUGGACCAGGCCACGCAGAAGCACCGCGGCUUUGGCUUCAUCACAUACAUGGAAGCGGAAGAUGCUGCGGCAGCCCUGGACAACAUGAACAACGCAGAGCUGUACGGACGCGUGCUCACAGUCAAUGUGGCGCAGCCCAUCAAGAUCAAGGGAGGAGAGCAGGGCUGGGCAAAUCAACCGGUCUGGGCUGAGGCGGACACAUGGUUUGAGCGGCAGCAGCAGGAGGAGGAGUUGGAGCGGCUCAAGAAGGAGCAUGAGGAGGACGUGCGCAGGGGGCAGGCACAGGCGAAAGUUCAAGUACCGGGACGCGAUGUUGAAGAGGAAGAGCCUACUAACGGCAGGGGUGAUUCUAUGGAAGAAGCUGAGGCUCAAGCAUUGACAACAUAGCACUCUCACCAAAACCAAUUUGUAUCAAGUCGGAUCCACCUAGACCGAUCAAAAAUCGAGCUACGUGUAUGCCAUGGAAGCAUAUGGCCUAUGUGGCUACUGUAUGGCGUUUUGGAAAGAGAUUGUCAAGUUGGACCCAUCCUUACUAGAUGCAAAUGCCUCCCAAAUUUGAAUGUCCAACUUGAAAGAUUGCCAGGUUGUUUUCACUUUUUGACUUGUUGACUUCUGAGUUUCGAGUCAAGUUUGUUG
Klebsormidium nitens is the source of this 1026-nucleotide messenger RNA. NCBI's taxonomy places the organism in Eukaryota, Viridiplantae, Streptophyta, Klebsormidiophyceae, Klebsormidiales, Klebsormidiaceae. The record is from the annotation of a GenBank genome assembly.